AUGUCCAUCGCGAUAGCAACCACAGUCCUACAUCCCGGGCCUACGCUUCCAGCCUGGCUUGAUUAUCAUCUCCGCUGGGUACAGCAUGUGGUGAUAUUCAUGGACGACCCAGAUGAGCGUCCGGCACUUGGCCGAGUAUGUGAGAACAAGCCCGUCACGCUAUUAAACGGAUCGCGAAUUGAACCUAACAUGACGCUUGAAAGCCGCCUCAUCCGGCGUCAGAUGGCCAAUAUGCGGCAUGCAAUCGUCUAUCUGAUGGAACGUGGCUACACGUGGCUCCUCCAUAUCGACCUCGACGAGUUGCUCUAUGGGCCCCUAGUGGAGUCCCGUGCCUGGACUAGAGACCCUCGCUUCCAAUUGACUUCGAGACCUCAGAUCCGUUCAGAGACUGCGUCCUACGGCAAUGGCAAGAGCGCAGUCCGCCUCGGGCCGGUCGUCGAGCCAAGAGGGGCCCACUGGUUCUCCGGCCACGCCGGCCGCACAUUGACCCUCUCAGGCGAAGAGGCGAUGAUAUUGCACUACCUGUACCCCUCAUACGACAGCUGGCUCCGCAAGUUCAACCAUUGCGGCCGCUUUUCUGACUACUGGUUUGGCGACCGCCGGGCGCCAAAGAUUAUGGACUUCAUGUUGCAUUCGCGGGAUGUGGUCCAGAUGGCCCAUAAGACCAAUGACUGGGUCAAAGUUAGGGCAUUCUUCUCCGGGCGAGUCCUGGAUCCCUAG
This is a messenger RNA of Penicillium brevicompactum, 720 nucleotides long. RefSeq lists its product as uncharacterized. Gene Ontology annotation, biological process: response to abscisic acid; cellulose biosynthetic process. The record is from RefSeq and is a predicted model, not a curated record. The coding region runs from base 1 to 720 and encodes 239 amino acids. NCBI's taxonomy places the organism in Eukaryota, Fungi, Ascomycota, Eurotiomycetes, Eurotiales, Aspergillaceae. The transcript is spliced from 2 exons.